CUCGCCGCGACUCGCUGGGGUGCGGACUGUACUCGACUUCGCUGUUCGACUGCGCGACUCCGCGAUCUCGCAGCGCUCGCGCCGGUUUUUGCUCAGCUGAGGCGGAACGUAUCGGGCUUCUCUUCUGACUGAGGCACCGCUCGCCAGGACACUCGCCUCCGCGGAGGCUGGAUUAUUUGACCCGCGGAUUACUCAACGCCGUCAGCAACCGCUCCGGUCAUCGCGUGCGACCCAAGUUGCUCAUCGCCUUCGUCUGGGUUCCAUGACCCAUCACCAUGCUGACCUCAAGUAAUCAGUACCUGAGGCCAGAGUUCCUGUCUCCGCUUCCGACUACGCUCGACGCCAAGAAGAGCCCUCUGGCACUGCUGGCGCAGACAUGCAGCAACAUUGGCGCCGACAACCCCAACAUCAAGCCCAUAAUUCCGCCGCUGGAGAAGCCCAAGGACCAAGACAAGAGCAAGGGCAAGUCAUCGUCGCUCUCUUCUUCUUCGACGUCCUCAUCGAGCCAGCUGGACGACAAGCCGUCCUUCAAGCCCUACGAGUCGGCGAAGAAGGAGGACUCCGCCUCCAAUGGUGACGUCGGCGGCGGCAAGAAGUCCCCUUCCUCAUCGUCCAAAUCCCCGCCGCGGGUCGCCAGCUCGUCGCCCGCUGCGUCCAUUGCCUCCAGCGGCAAGGCCUCGCCUACUGCUUCCGAAGGCGGUCACUCCAAGUCCGAUGCUUCUUCAGGUUCAGCGACGGCCAUCACGACGACUACCUCCUCGUCAUCGUCGACGCCUUCGUCGCAGAACACGCUGAGCGGCCUUGGCUACGGCGGUGCCGCGGCCCUUGGCUUGGACCUGGCGCGCGACAAGGACGCGCUGUCGCAGUUGACCUCUCUGAGCGCGGCCUACAAGGGGCUCAAUCCGCUGGCUAACUGCUGCUCGCCGCUGCUGGCGGGCCAUCUGCCAGGAGGCAUGGACGGCUCGUUCCCGGGCGCGGCGCUGGCGAGCCAAGCACUCAAAUUGGGCAGCUACCCCGUCGGCUCGCCCCUGUCGCCGUACGUGGGCUACGCACGGGUGAAGACAGCCGGCGGCGGCACCUCGCUGGUGCCCGUUUGCCGCGACCCGUUCUGCACGAACUGCCAGAUGAGCAUGCAGAGCGCCCAGCUGGGUGUCUGUCCCAGCGGCUGCACCCAGUGCUCGCACGACCGCCUGGGUCAGAGUCUGGGCCUGAACCCGGCGCUGGUACCUCCUGGGAUGGGCUCCAGCGGCCUCGGCUCGCCCCUCUACCCAGGCGCGGCCGCCGCGCACUCAAUGCUGACGCGGCCCAACGUGUGUAGCUGGAUGGUGGGCGACACGUACUGCGGCAAGCGGUUCUCCACCUCUGAGGAGCUGCUACAGCAUCUGCGCACCCACACCAACCUGUCGGUGACGGACUCUAGCGCGCUGCCGCUGCUGUCGCCAAGCCUGUCGGUGCCGUCGGUCAGCCUGAGUGCAGCCGCCGCCGCCUGCCACCUGCAUUACAGCACGGCACCAUCGCUGACCACGCCGGCUGGACUUCGCAGGACCUACCCGACCAGCCUGAGCCCCGUCGGCUCCCUCUCGGCGCGCUACCACCCGUACAAGCCGCCAAUGCCGACCUUCCCCGGCACGCCAUUCGCGCCGCUACCUCACCCUUCGCUCGGCAUGUACUACUCUCCCUACGGACUCUACGGACAGAGGCUAGGACCUCCUGUGCACCCCUGAACACGCUCUCUUACUCUUUCGUGGCCUGUGGACACUCGCCAGUGCAGUGCCAUUACCCCUCUCCCACCUACCCUCUCUCUAUACGGCUGCUCACUUGUAAGAAAGUUCUUCACGUGGACUCUUGUGUGCGCGCAUGCGUUGAAGCUCACUUGGACUCUGAGCGGCUUUCUUCUCAUCCCGAGCGUAGUUUGUAACGAUCUCUGUCGAGCCUUUCAUGGCUUUGUGCCCCGCGUUGCUCGGCAGUGCUUGUCUUUCGUUGGUCUCCCUCUUCAUUUUUUUAACGUGUUGUUUAGGCCCCAAUAGAAGUUUGUCUGAAAGACAUCGCUACGGAAAUACUUACCGAUAGGCCUCGUUGUGCCGGUAACAUAUGCAAGCAAUAUGCAGUUCUUCCCCUUUGGUGAAUUUGCUGCUAAGAGUGAACCGGAAAUGCACGGGCAGGCAUCCGACGGGCUGUUCUGGCUCUAUUUAAGCACGAUUGUUCGCAAUAAUGUCACGCCUGUAGGAUUUAUGCACUCAAAAGCGUCGUGUGAUUUUGGAAAUGUACUCCACGUCACCUGCACGUUGUCACAGUUUUUUUUUUUUUAACUUUCGCGACUGUACUUUGCGCACUUUUACGAUUCCACACUCGUCACUUGUGGGGCUGGGCUUCACCGGAAUGGCUCAACUAAAGAAUUAACAGCUGUGAAACACUUCUUGUCUUUGGUCACGCGCCUGUCAAUACGUCAGUGGACAUCCGUUUUAUUGGCUGUUGUCAACAUCCGCUGUAUCCGGCGACCUUUGUCUCCCUUGUCAACCUUUUUCUGUCGGGGGCAUGCUAGUACAGGUGGCGCACCGAUUGUUAUUCACGCCGUGACAUCUUCGAAAGAUGGAAGAUAUUAAGUCGAUAUGAAUGCAGGCUCAUAUUGCUUUCGCCCUAUUUCGAUUAACCGCGCGGAUGCAAUCGGCAUUCGUACUGGCAAGCUACGCCACUUGCUCGUUGAAAGCCACGUCACAAAAUGAACGACGAGGACGAGGAACGUUGUCCUUCUCACAAAAAGCGCAAACUACUCACUUGUUCGUCAUCGACGGCCUAUGCCUGCGAGUCAGGCGCCAAUUUUCUCACGUCGGCUCUACCUUAACGACAGUUGUGCGCCGCUUCCUGCUUGCUUUUUUUUUUCUUUAUUAUUUUUUUUUUCAGCGUAUUAACUUUCACGAUGUGGGUCUCGUUAUGUCGCCACAGCGGGCCGCGCGGCCUAUCGAGGCUGCAUCUAUUUUAGCUGGUGUUCUGUUCGUUUCCACUCAAGUAGAAAAGAAAACCAUUUGUGAUGUACGUUUGCUGGCACUGUCGCCGCAGGCAUGCUCACUCUUCACAGGCUGCACCAAAUUUGCACGAAUUUAUAUCGACGCUACGUAAAAGCCUUCAGGCGCUCAAUUCAUAUACUUGUUCACUGCCAUCGCUGGCGUCACUUCUAAAUGUGUCACAUUUUGUCUUGUUAUACCACCGCUAAUGUUAUUCUCCGGUCACCGGCUCAUCCCAGCGUGGCGGUGAUUUCGUGCACGCUCCGAACGGCGUACAUGCAGGACUGGAGAGUGCAAACGUUAGGGGGGAAAAUGUGUGGUAAAAAAUUAAAAAACAAAAGGAAAGGAAGAAGGAAAAAAAAAAGAGCAAUGCUUUCAGUUUGGUAGAUGUUUCAAUGCAUAAAAAAAGAAAGAAGCUACGAGGGGCAUCUUCGUGAUUGCCCCAUCGAUCAGGUUGACGAAUGGUGCCUAGCUCGGCGCGACGCGAUGGCCUUGCUAAUCUAAAUGAAGCGUUUCUUUGAAAAGGGGAGAGGGAAUUAGCAUACGCGAGGGGAAUCGCGUGAUCCGAAUGGCAGAUUCUGUGCUAGCAGAGCGCUGCAGGCGCGCGAUUUAUAAAUAUUCGUCGCGCCGCUGCGUUUUACGACUCGCUGGGAGUUGGGCCUCUUUUUUCCGUGUAGCCGCUCUCGAUGCUUAUCUUGAGCGAUGAGCCCGCGGCUGUGAGUGCGCGCCCCCUACGUAGUGGUUGCACCGCGUGGCGCACACCGUUACGACAAAACGGCAAGGGUCGUUCAUUGGUUCACCGCUCCUCGAUCCGGUGUCGUUUCCUCAGAUAAUAAAAAAUAUUUCCAGUGGUACGUGCGGCCUCUCUGAUCGGCGUGUACUAAGGAAGACGCCGCACUGCAGCGCUUAGGAUAUGCAAGGAAAGAAGGAAAAAAUGGGAAAGGGUUGGAAGAGGGUAGGUGGACACUGAACAGUUAGGUUUGUUAAACAUCGUUACUCGCGAAGGGUCCCGCGUCAUUCCACUAGUUUUGCAAUGUGUCAUUGUCGGGCGUGGGCAACUUACAGCUUAGCGUCUCUAAAGGUAAAGCUACAUAUUCACUGGAAAAUCGAAUCCCGCUGUGUGCCACUGAGGAAGAGGAGGAAAGACAUUUAUUAAAGAAAAAGAGAGAAGCCGUUGACUUAAAAGAGGAACGAGUAGAUCACCAUGAAACCUCCAAGACCAAACCCCAGCGUCGCGUUUUUUGUAACUAAGCAUUUGCCUGAGUGGUUUCAUUUCCCCGGCUUGCUGCUGUUUUGGCGGCGCCUAGCUGAAAAAGAGCGCGCAAACCCCUGCCGCAAUACAGGUGCGCCUCUCGACAGGAAAACUAUGAAAACUAUAGACACGUGCGGCCGGUUCGUGUUCGGUGCCGCACACCACGCACACAGGGAUACAACGGUUAGUUCUUGUUGCUUGAGAAUGUUGGAAUUGGAGUGUAAUGUUUUAUCUUCUCUGGGAGUUAAACGGGGAAGCGCUUCCCAAAGGAGAAUGCAUGCUCGAUUUGCACUAUAGCAUGCCUAAACGCGGUGUGAUCUCUCCUGACGUCAAAUGCUAAGUCAAGGGUGUCCAAAGCGUGUUGCCAAAAUAACACUCAGUCUUUAUUUUAUUUUUAUUUUGAGACGUCACGUGUUUCAAUUGCGUCGUCUCGUCCUUAUUCUUGUGGGAGGAUUGUAACAUACAUACUGUACAGAAAUAUGUCCGUUCGCGUUUUCGUCUUGUGUGUUGCGCCAUUUCUUGGAAAGUUCGUGGCUACUUUUCAUUGUUUUCGCUUGUGUGAGAUGAUCGAGUCGUGUACAUUAAUAUAUUUGAAGUCGGCGCGUACGGAAUGCGCACGCGAUAGUCUUUGUUUGUAUUAUUUUGUUUAUUGUUGUACAUACUCCUUGAUGCCGAUGAUCCUGCAAAUACAUGACACUGAUGAAACCUGGA
Dermacentor andersoni is the source of this 4965-nucleotide messenger RNA. It is a transcript of the gene noc, whose product is annotated as no ocelli. Gene Ontology annotation, cellular component: nucleus. The record is from RefSeq and is a predicted model, not a curated record. Lineage: Eukaryota; Metazoa; Arthropoda; Arachnida; Ixodida; Ixodidae. Gene Ontology annotation, biological process: negative regulation of DNA-templated transcription.